Messenger RNA from Rubroshorea leprosula, 2362 nucleotides. The record is from the annotation of a GenBank genome assembly. Lineage: Eukaryota; Viridiplantae; Streptophyta; Magnoliopsida; Malvales; Dipterocarpaceae.
ACUGCUAUUUGGAGCAAAUAACCUCCCCAAAAGUAAAAAUUGUAACUUUGUUUUCCUUCCCAUUUCUGGAAAUCGUCAAUUUCAUCUGAUGAAUGCCUGAUUUCGUCAAAGAGUUUACUUUUUCCCUUUAAAUGCAUAAAUCUCUGCUCUUCUUCUUGGACGGGCACGGGAACGCCUCUGAGAUCAAAGCCAUGGGGCAUAAUCAUUCAAGAUCUUUAAGAGUUCAAGAUGAUCAAGACUUGGGAAAACUCCCAGAAGUUAAUGGUGAUGAAACACAAAUACAGGAUUCUACCAUCAGGAUGGGAAAAUCCUUGAAAGAUAAAGUACUGUCCAGGGUUUUCUCAGAGGACUUUGGAAGAGUGAAGACAAUGGUACUAGAUCCGAGAGGAGCAAUCAUUCGCCGGUGGAGCAGGAUUUUUUUAAUAGCAUGCUUGUUUUCAUUGUUCCUGGACCCUUUAUUCUUGUUCUUACCAGCAAUUUCAGAUCAAGCAUGCAUUGAAACUGGAAUGUCCCUUACUGCAGUUAUUCUUACAAUUAUUAGAUCACUGGCUGAUAUCUUUUACAUCAUUCAGAUAUUCCUUCGGUUUAGGACAGCUUACAUUGCUCCUCCUUCCCGGGUACUCGGGAGAGGAGAGCUUGUGAUAGACUCUAGGAAGAUUGCUUUGAGGUAUCUUCGGUUGGAUUUGUGGAUUGACUUCAUUGCUGCCUUGCCUCUUCCUCAGGUUUUGAUCUGGUUUGUCGCCCCCAAUCUUAAAGGCACAGAGAUGUCAAACGCAAAAUCUAAACUUCUAUUAAUACUCAUUGUCCAGUAUAUCCCCAGGCUCUUUCUCAUUUUCCCUCUCUCAACCGAAAUUGGAAAGGACACAGGUGUUGUGAUACAAACAGCAUGGACAGGCGCUGCUUAUAACAUGCUUCUCUACAUUCUAUCAGCCCAUGUUAUUGGAGCAUGGUGGUAUUACUUUUCAGUUGAAAGACAGGAAGGAUGCUGGAAAAGUGCCUGUGAUCUUGAGCCAGCUUGUCAGUAUGAUUACUUUGAUUGCAACUGGCUUAGUGACGCUGGGCGAAAUUCCUGGUUCAAUUCAACCAAUGUCACUAACUUAUGCAAUGGAAAUGGUAACUUCUUUCAGUACGGCAUGUAUAAUUACUCCUUGAUGCUCAAUGUUCCAAGUACAGAAUUCUUGAACAAGUUCUUCUUCUCAUUUUGGUUCGGACUACAGAACUUGAAUUGUUUUGGUCAAAACCUUGGCACAAGCACUUUUGUUGGAGAGAAUAAUUUUGCCAUCUUUGUGGGAGCUCUUUCGCUUGUUCUCUUUGCAUGGGUCGUGGCAAAUAUGCAAAGAUACCUCCAAUCCACUACUGUUAGGAUAGAAGAAUGGAGAAUCAAGAGAAAUGAUAUGGAGCAAUGGAUGCAUCACCGGCAACUUCCUCAGGAGCUCAAAGAGUCCAUCAGAAAAUAUGAUACAUACAAGUGGCUAGCCACUGGAGGAGUUGAUGAAGAAGCUAUUCUCAGCGGCCUUCCCAUGGAACUCCGGCGAGAUAUCAAACGCUACCUCUGUCUCAAUCUUGUUCGACGAGUGCCACUGUUCGACGAAAUGGAUGAAAUAAUACUGGAUGCUAUAAUUGAGAGGCUUAAACCGGCCUUGUCUACUGAGAGAACGUUCCUAGUACGGGAAGGUGAUCCUGUACAUGCAAUGCUGUUCAUAAUCCGAGGCUACCUUGAUUCCUACACCACAGGUGGCGGCCGGGUUGGGUUCUUCAACUGUAGUCGGCUUGGCCCUGGUGACUUCUGUGGAGAGGAGCUUCUGACGUGGGCUCUAGACCCUCAUCCUGGCAUCAUCCUGCCAUCCUCUACCCGAACCGUUAGAGCGGUAACUGCGGUUGAGGCAUGUUCUCUCAGAGCGGAGGACCUAAAGUUUGUGGCAUCACAGUUUAGAAUUCUGCACAGCAAGCAACUUAGACACAAGUUCCGUUUCCAUUCCCACCAGUGGAGGACAUGGGCAGCCAGUUUAAUUCAGGCUGCCUGGCGGCAGUAUAAGAAGCGAAAGGAAGCGGCUGACCUCAGAGACAAGGAGAAGCAGAUGUCUGCGAGGACUGACCUGGGUUUACCGGGAUCUGGCUUGACUAUGUUUACAGCAAUAGUAGAAGCAAGCUCCAGGUUGGGUCUUAAUCUGAGUUUCAGGUCUGAAUCUAGUUUUGGAAGCUCAUUGCAGAAACCACCAGAGCCUGAAUUUUUUCAUAGAUGACAAGUGGCUUGUUAUGUAAAACUAGCUCAUUUGAUGACCAAGCACCCAUGAGCCAAGUCUAUGUAAUGCUUACAUAUGAUAUGCAUAUAUGAUAUAUGUAUUAAAUACUUAAUAAGUUA